GAAUCGUGGAGGGCUUCUGUGAGCAUGUCUGUCUGUGCGGUAGCUUGUGAGCAGUACUGUGGCUAAUGGCUGCUACUGUUAUAGCUCAUUAUCCCUUUAAGAAAUAUUGAGCUAAAAGAAGAAAUCUGAGUGCUGAUUCAUAGGCAGUCUUUGAAUGUGGCUGGGAAAUCCCCUGCUAGGGGCAGCUUGUGACAGAGAAAUGUGUUCAAGUCGCCUGUGAAGAGAUGUCCGCUCACACGGGGCUAACACGGGGUGUUGCUUCCUGAGCUAGCUCCAAAGAGUCUCACUCAGAGGGUGGAGACUGGCUGGCAGUCUGAAUUUUCCCCCAGUUUCACUUUCUGCGCUUAGGCUUGUUUUGGGAUUGGCUAGUGACUCAGCCUGGUGUGUUGGUGUGAGACUCCUCACCAAGUCACUGCAGAAAUGAGGAAGUGCUGGAUCCCCGAUGUUCAGUACAGUCAGAACCUUUCCGAGGAGCAGGUUGUGAAGGGGCUGCUAACCGCCUGGCAGGUGCUGUUUCCUAGACGGCAGAGCCACCAGGAGUGAAGCGCAUGGCUGCAGAGGCUGGGCUCUUGCCUGUGCCCUGGGAAGGACAAGUUGCCCAUUAAGCGAUGCUGAAAGCCAUUGUGAUCACCGAGCAGCCAGUCUCUGCCUCCGUCCCUGCCGGUUACUCUCUCACUCUGCGAUGUAGAGCGGAGGCCUGCACUUCCCUGCGGUAUCAGUGGUUCUCCCAGCGCCAGUCUGCUUGCUGCCAAAUUACUGGUGCCACCGAGCCAGACUUGCUCAUCACUGCCAGAGAAACCCAACUGUACAUCUGCAGGAUCAACGACUUGCAAAGAAACUUCACCUUCUCUAACUGGGUGAAAGUGGAGGUCCAUAUUGCCAGAGACCUGCUCCCAGAACUGUGGCAAGGAGAACCAGUCAUAGUCAUCAACCCAACUGUGUUGGAGGUGAAAGUGGGCAAGGAACUACAGCUCCAGUGUGCAGCCCUGGGUAUCCCAGCUCCACACUACCAGUGGUAUCACAAUGGGAAACCCAUGGAGGAUCAGAAGAAGAAGAAACUCUUGAUCAACCCUGCAAAGGUCAGUGACUCUGGCACAUACCUUUGCUGCGCAGCCAAUAGCCACGGAGAACACUGGACCAAUGCAGUGGACGUUCAUAUAGGUACGUGUUGGCCAGAUACAUUCUUUGCAACUGACAAGGUGGCACUUUUGGUGGGCAACAACCAUUACCAGAAUCAUCCUAACCUGAUGGCUCCCAUCACAGACGUGUUUGAACUGAGCCUUCUUCUAAAGAAACUGGGCUUCCGGGUGGUUUCCCUUCUGGACCUGAACAAGGUGGAAAUGAUGAUAGCAGUGAAUCAGUUCCUGCAGCUCCUAGGGAAAGGGGUCUAUGCCAUAUUCUACUAUGCCGGGCAUGGAUAUGAACAUUCGGGGAGAAACUACAUGGUUCCUAUUGAUGCUCCACAGCCCUAUGCCCCUGAGAACUGCAUAAGCGUGCAGAGGAUACUACAUAAGAUGCAGCAGAGACAGACAGCUCUCAAUCUCAUCUUGCUGGACACCUGUCGGAAAUGGUAUAACCCACAGUGUGCACUGUCGCAGGUGCAGCCACUGGAGCCCUGGGGGAACACGGUUUAUGGCUAUGCCACGAGUGAAGAUGCAGAAGCAUAUGAAGUGCAAGAUGGAGAGUUCAGCUCAGGCAUCUUCAUGAAGUACCUGAAGAAGCAUAUUCUUCAGGAGAAGAAAGUUACACAUAUGCUGGAGGAUGUGUUGGAAGACAUCGGCCGAGACCCCUUGGUUACAGGGAAGCAGGUGAUGGAGAUCAAGCAUACUCUGAAGGAAGCUCGGGCCUUGACAGACCCCAUCUACCUCACUGGACUGACUGCGGAGCUUUGGGGACACAGCUGUGAGCUGCUGCGGGAGACGGUGACCUUCCCAUGUGGCAUCCAGGUGGAGCUCCGCUUCCGGGAGGUUUUCUCCAAUGUCAUGCACGUGUCUGCUAAGCUGCAGGCACCCCCGCCGCACAUUGCUGACGUCCGGCUUCUGCUAUGCAGGCCUGCGGAGAUGCAAGAUCUGGCAGUGCUGCGGGGCAGCCAGUCUGACCAAGUAGAGUCACUGCUCACCUCUCUAUCAGAGCAUGAGGAACUGGACUGUGUGCUCCGGCUCUGUGGUCUACAGAAAGUUCAGACUGAUGUGUUACUGCAGCUGGAUUUGCACUAUACUCAGCUGGGCACCAAGCAGAGGGCUCGUGAGAGUCUGCAGAAAAUCCUCAGGAAGUCACUGGUAGCACAACUGUUCAGCCAGAAAAAGUGUGUUAUUCCACCCCGCCAGGAGGCAUCAAAACCUUCCAGCUCAUAUCCCAAGGAUGGAUCAAUGGUACCUGCAGCGCAGAAGGGGCUAGCAUCGCUGGAAGUGGAGUCCGGGAGCAGCUCGCAGUGCAGCAGCAAGUCGAACACGUGCAGUGAACCCGAGGAAAAUGAUGAGAGUGACCUGAGCAGUCUCUGCUCAGCACUGCUCAGGGCCACCCCAGGACAGAAUUGCUCCUGAAUGGGAUGUGAAUUGCUGUCCCUAGAGAGAGGUGGGGAUUCUCUCACUACAGGAGGACUGCUUUUCGGGUUACAAGCAAUACUGCUGCCAUAGCCUAAGCCAUACUCCAGAGUCUAACAUGCACUAUGUCCAGACAGUCAAGACAGCUAUUGGAGAGGUAAAAAGAGUUGCCCCCUGUGGCCAUCUCACUGCUGCAUCUCCUCCCCUCUCUCCCCAGAAUAGCUGGAUUCCAGUAUCUGUCCCACUAAGCAUGGAGGGUCAGAGUCCUAGUGAGCAACCUCUGCCACACGCAAAGCUCUAUGCAAGGAUCCUUGGCAAAGGAGUGACCAUCAUGCUGAGUAAAUAAUGUGACAAUCAUAGGAUUUCCGCCCCCUCCAAAAAGUCAUCCAUUUACAGACAAAGUUGCCACCUGGGCGCUCUGAAAGACAGACUGCAAUAAGCAAAGGCCUGGGAACAAGCACUAAAACUGAAGCCAUGGAAAGGUACGAGCUAAAGGAACGUUGCAGGCAGGGGGUGCAAUUUUAAUGCAAUAAAAUAAAACCUUUAAUGCUGACCACAGCAUUGUGUAAAUAUUGUAACAAAUUAAGAAAUAACAGUUUUAAAAUGGCA
Alligator mississippiensis (American alligator) is the source of this 3152-nucleotide messenger RNA. Its product is annotated as mucosa-associated lymphoid tissue lymphoma translocation protein 1. The transcript has 15 exons. Gene Ontology annotation, molecular function: cysteine-type endopeptidase activity. The coding region runs from base 609 to 2543 and encodes 644 amino acids. The record is from RefSeq and is a predicted model, not a curated record. Lineage: Eukaryota; Metazoa; Chordata; Crocodylia; Alligatoridae. Gene Ontology annotation, biological process: proteolysis.